Messenger RNA from Suillus subalutaceus, 927 nucleotides. RefSeq lists its product as uncharacterized. Bases 1 to 927 code for a protein of 308 amino acids. The record is from RefSeq and is a predicted model, not a curated record. NCBI's taxonomy places the organism in Eukaryota, Fungi, Basidiomycota, Agaricomycetes, Boletales, Suillaceae. The transcript has 3 exons.
AUGACUAUCUUUGACUUUGCAGCGCACCAUGCUGCGCUAAAACAGAACCCGAACUAUGCAGUUCAUCCCCAAAUCCUGCAACAGGCAGAGUGGCGUCCUGGUGGAACUGGACAUAUCUUUACCGAUAAGUCUACCGACGAACCCUUUAUAGGAAUGUGCUCCUACCUGGAGCCUAAAUUCAGGGCUAUAGAAAAAGCCAAGUAUCAGUUUGUAGGGGGGCGGACGCAUAGCAAGAAUGGAUUCGACGAAGACUUUGCUCGAACUCACGCUCUACUCAAUAACAUCCAGAAUACCAUAGUGGUCUCUCAUAACAAAAAGGACAUGUUACUGGAUGUUCAGAGUAUGUGCUUCGCGAGAAACAUAUUUGAGAAGAGAGAACACGCUGUACCGGAUUCGCCCACAGCUUCUCAUUGCACUGUCUUCCUGGAGGACCUAGAAAAUCCUUCAGAUACAUCUAACAGCACCGGUGAGGUGCUAAAAAUGGAUGAAGAAACUGCCAACUGGCCGGUCGACGACAAGUUCAGCAAUGACAUAGCUAACAUUAAGCCCUUUUACAAGGCUGUGCCACUCCCUGUUUACGACAAAAACGACAUGUUCAUUGAGCCUGCAAAUGUCAACAAAGCGCUCUGCAACGCUGUCACUGAAAUACACUUUACACUGCACCACACAUACCUGCCAAAAAACACUCCACUGCAAGACUCGUUCCACACCAAUAUUGAACAAAUCUUGAUACUGCAAGGAGGCAAGAGUGCAAUGAAAAUCUAUACAUCAGAUCCCUGUGCAGGUCCUGUAAAGUUCACGACUCACCAUACUCCGCCACCGCCGAAAGUUCCUCCUGCUAAAAGAUCGCAUAUUGAAGAGAGCAAAACCACGAAAGGAAAAGAGAAGGAAAAGAUCCGAAGAACGUCAGUAUAUGUAUUCCAUUGA